This is a messenger RNA of Lampris incognitus (smalleye Pacific opah), 2556 nucleotides long. RefSeq names its product ZFP91 zinc finger protein, atypical E3 ubiquitin ligase (gene zfp91). Gene Ontology annotation, cellular component: nucleus. The record is from RefSeq and is a predicted model, not a curated record. The transcript is spliced from 12 exons. The coding region runs from base 269 to 2554 and encodes 761 amino acids. Lineage: Eukaryota; Metazoa; Chordata; Actinopteri; Lampriformes; Lampridae. Gene Ontology annotation, molecular function: DNA-binding transcription factor activity, RNA polymerase II-specific; RNA polymerase II transcription regulatory region sequence-specific DNA binding. Gene Ontology annotation, biological process: regulation of transcription by RNA polymerase II.
UAGAGUCUGGUUCUUUAAAACUAUAUUGGUUUAUUACUGAAUAUAUAAUUAAGAAAAGUUUAUUUUCUAAUUAAUAAACUAAUGCAAAUAAUUUGCGACGGACUCAACGCAUUCUGUCAAAUAUGUCUCACUGUUGGAUAAAGGCCUCUUGCAAUCAAAACGUGUUAAUAUCAGAUCUGUUUCGAUUUUCCUCGAAUCGCGAGUAAACCUACUCAAGUCCGUCCGGAAUUUAAGGCGCUAAAUAAAAAGCGGGGGUGGCUCAACGGUUAUGGAACCGGAGAGUAACCAGACCAGGGACGAAACCAAAGAGGCAGAGCCGUUGGAGGACAAGGCCGCAGAGCAGACCCGGGGUGUUGGUACCAGCCUCGCCCCGCGGAGGGGGCUUAGAGAGCGCGGAGGCGGUCGUCCGAAGUCGGGACCCCGGGACACAAACGGAGCAGCGCCGAGAACCCCGAGCUCCGGCAGGGUUUUACGAGACCGGUCGACGCGGGCAGUGCCAGCCUGGCUGAAGGAUAGCAAGAGCGACGACGAAGGCGAGUCGAGCCCGGACACAGGUGCAGUGAAACGGAGGAAAGUUUCAUACAGCCGACGGAGGAAAUAUGCAGAAACUGCGAGUUCAUCAGACCCUCCCGGAGAGGUUGUAGGUGACAACGUCCAAGUCAGAGACUCAGGGGACCACAGGAAGCCUGCCACAGAUGCUCAAGUUCCCUCCUCUAGACGCACAUCAACCCAAACCCGUGCCAAGCCCCCGUCUACCAGGGGCUUGACCAAGCCCAUAUGUAAGAGUGAACCUGGCACAGAGAAUCAAGCUGCUGUGGAGGGAGUAUUAAAAGUAAAGGAGAAGAAUACCAACAAAAUUGAAAAGAAAGAGGAGGAAGGUGACUAUGUGGAUGAGUCAGUCCUGGAUGAUGAAGGCCUUCCAUUUCAGGAUGACCCAAAUGACCUUAACUACCAACUGCAGACUCAGAGUGGUGAAGAGGAAGAGGGCUUCAGCAGUGAUGAAGAUGUUCCCUUUAGAGAUGACUUGAAUGACCAGAGUUAUGACCCCAAGGCUGAAAGAGAUGUACCCAAAGCAAAGCGCCGCCCCCCCCCAAGACAGAAGGAAAAGAAGGAGAAAGCACUUGCUAAAGAAAAAGAAGUUGUAGAGAUAAAGACAGAAGAUUUAGAAAACCCAGAGAGCGUGGAGGAAGAGGUGAAACUGGAGGAGGAGACUGGCGAGGACCCAGAUGGGCCCAGGAAGAGAGGCCGGCGAAGGAAAGAUGACAAAACUCCACGGCUUCCAAAGAGAAGGAAGAAGCCCCCAGUGCAAUAUGUUCGCUGUGAGAUCGAAGGGUGUGGUACAGUCCUGGCCCAUCCCCGCUACCUACAGCACCAUAUUAAAUAUCAGCACUUACUGAAGAAGAAGUAUGUAUGUCCUCAUCCCUCUUGUGGAAGACUUUUCCGACUGCAGAAGCAACUACUGCGUCAUGCCAAGCACCACACUGACCAGAGGGACUACAUUUGUGAGUUUUGCGCUCGCGCUUUCAAGAGUUCCCACAACCUGGCUGUGCACCGCAUGAUCCACACAGGGGAGAAACCUCUUCAGUGUGAGAUCUGUGGCUUCACUUGUCGCCAGAAGGCCUCUCUCAACUGGCACAUGAAGAAGCAUGAUGCUGAUGCCACCUAUCAGUUUUCCUGCUCCAUCUGUGGCAAGAAGUUUGAGAAGAAAGACUGUGUGGUGGCUCAUAAAGCAAAGAGUCACCCAGAGGUACUGAUUGCUGAGGCCCUUGCAGCCAACGCUGGAGCCCUUAUUACAACCCCUGCCUCGCUGCUGGAACUGCAGGGAAACCCCAUGCAAGCAGAGGUUGGUAGCCUGGAAGUGGGCCAGGUAGUGCAGGCUGGGCAGGUUGCACAAUUGAGCCAAGUGGAGCAGGUUGGGAAACAGGUAAUGCAUGCUUCCCAGUCAUCCCAUAUUGGUCAAGUGGCCCAACAAGUGAGUCACCAGGUGGUGUUACUGGGACAAGACCAAAGCCUCCACACCAUGCAGGUGCCGGUGACCAUUGCCCUGUCCUCUAUUGAUCCUCCUUCACCUGCUGAAAACCAGCAGCAGACCCACCUCCAGCUCCAGAUGCCCUUCCAGUUUGUGCAGGCAGCUCAGCAGUCUCAACAGCAGCAGCCCCAAAUCCAGCAAUUGACCCUCCAUUCCAGCUCAGUUAUGACCCAGCAUCAACCACAGCUGCAGCAACUGCCCCUGCAGUCUUAUUCCCCCCAGCAGCAGCAGGGCCAGACACAAACUCAAAUCCUCCACAUGAGCUUCCAGCCUGUCAGCGAGUCACAGACCCAUAUUCAGCAGAUCCCCAUACUAGCAACACCUCAGCAGCUUCAGACCCUGCAGACUGCAACCUCGAGCCCAUCUCUCCUUUCAUUGUCCCAGCCGCAACCACAGGAUCCAAGCCCCAAUAAUGGGGAAAGCUAUGCUCUGGACACCUCUGUACUCUCUUCCUCCUCUCCGUCAGCUAACUCCCUUGCUCAGCAAACGGAAGCAGUAGGGGAAGGGGAUGUGGUCUGGGAUUAGGC